AUGGCUUCGCUGGCUGGCUCCGACGAUCCCUUCAGAGACCCGCUGCUCACUACCAACGCCGCUCCUUCGCAGCCGUCGCCCGUCUCGGCACCCACCCAGGAGCAGAUGAAUGUUCCCGACACACUCGCUGUGGGCAGAAACGCCUCCCUGACCCUUGGGACCGACUCCUUGGUCGUACUAGACACCAACACCCGCUUACGCGACGCAGAGAACAAAUCCACUCGUUCCAUACCCUUUUACAACAUCCUCUGGGCCGAGCACUCAGAGGACGGCCAUAUCACCGUCCAGUAUGCGCAGAACACAUCGAAGAAGGCCGUUCGCCCUGCCAUCAUCAGCUACUCCCUCGACAAACCCGACAGUCGCAUAACGGAAGCAUGGAUAGAGAAGCUGCUCGAUCGCGCAUACGGAGCGUCGCAACGGCGCAAACGAAUCAAGGUGCUCGUCAAUCCGUUUGGAGGCCAGGGCGGCGCAGUCAAGACAUACCACAAGUUCAUUGCGCCCAUCCUGGCGGCUGCGCGCUGUGAGCUCGACGUGGAGAAGACACAGCACAACGGCCACGGCGUGGAGAUUGCGCAGAACAUGGACAUUGAGGCAUACGACGUAGUCGCCUGCUGCUCAGGAGACGGCAUACCACACGAAGUCUGGAACGGGCUGGGCAAGAGGACCGACGCAGCUCGGGCGCUCCAGAAAGUAGCCGUCGCACAGCUCCCCUGCGGCUCCGGCAACGCCAUGAGCCUCAACUUCAACGGCACCGACGACCCCAGUCUCGCCGCCCUCGCCGUCGUCAAGGGCCUGCGCACCCCGCUCGAUCUCUCCUCGAUAACCCAAGGCGACCGCCGCACCCUCUCCUUCCUCUCCCAGUCCGUCGGCAUAGUAGCCGAAACAGACCUCGCGACAGAACACCUGCGCUGGAUGGGCAGCGCACGCUUCACCUGGGGCUUCCUCGUCCGCCUCUUCAAAAAGACAUGCUACCCCGCCGACAUCGCGAUAAAAGUCGAAUACGACAACAAGACCGCCGUCCGCGAAGCCUACCGCACCGAAUGCGCAAAACCACCUCGCAGCACCGACGACCGCGUCCUACCCGCCCCCGAAACAGGUCUUCCAGAGCUGAAAUACGGCACAGCGACCGACCCUCUCCCUGCAGGCUGGCAACUAAUCCCCCACAACCACCUCGGCAACUUCUACGCCGGAAACAUCGCCUACAUGUCACCCGACGCAAAUUUCUUCCCCGCAUCCCUUCCCUCCGACGGGUGUCUCGACCUCGUCCGUAUCCGCGGCGAUAUCGCGCGGCAUACGGCUGUGAAGACGCUGCUGGCCGUGGAGAACCACUCUUUCUUUGAUAUGGACCAUGUGGAUUACCAGAAGGUUAGUGCGUAUAGGAUUAUUCCGAAAGGGCAGAGGGAUGGGUAUAUUAGUAUUGAUGGGGAGAGGGUUCCUUUUGAGGGGUUUCAGGUUGAGGUGCAUAGGGGGUUGGGGACUGUGCUGAGUAAGAGUGGGCAUUUGUGUGAGGCGAGGGGGGUUUGA
Molecule: messenger RNA, 1524 nt
Organism: Alternaria metachromatica
Lineage: Eukaryota; Fungi; Ascomycota; Dothideomycetes; Pleosporales; Pleosporaceae
Exons: 2
Coding region: 1-1524 (507 amino acids)
Biological process (GO): sphingosine biosynthetic process
Cellular component (GO): intracellular membrane-bounded organelle; membrane; cytoplasm
Source: RefSeq, a predicted model, not a curated record